UUGUACCUGGGCGUGGUGCUGGCAGCCGUGGUCAUCAUCACCGGUUGUUUCUCCUACUUCCAAGAGGCCAAGAGCUCCCGAAUCAUGGACUCCUUCAAGAAAAUGGUGCCACAGAAAGCGUUGGUGAUCCGGGAGGGGGAGAAGAUGCAUAUCAAUGCUGAGCUUGUGGUGCAGGGAGAUCUGGUGGAGAUCAAAGGGGGAGACCGCAUCCCAGCUGACCUUCGAGUGGUCUCCUCCAGCGGGUGCAAGGUGGACAACUCGUCUCUGACGGGAGAAUCGGAGCCUCAGACACGCUCCCCGGAGUUCACGCACGACAAUCCUCUGGAGACCCGCAACAUCUGUUUCUUUUCCACCAACUGUGUCGAGGGAACGGCCCAUGGCAUCGUGAUUGGCACCGGUGACCGAACAGUGAUGGGUCGCAUCGCCACGCUGGCGUCAGAGCUGGAAGUCCGCCGCACGCCCAUCAACAUAGAGAUCGAACAUUUCAUCCACCUCAUCACGGGCGUGGCCGUCUUCCUGGGCGUGUCCUUCUUCAUCCUGUCAAUCAUCCUGGGCUACACCUGGCUGGAGGCCGUCAUCUUCCUCAUUGGCAUCAUCGUGGCCAACGUGCCCGAGGGACUGCUGGCAACUGUCACUGUGUGUCUGACUCUCACUGCCAAGCGAAUGGCCAAGAAGAACUGUCUGGUGAAGAACCUGGAGGCCGUAGAAACUCUGGGCUCCACCUCCACCAUCUGCUCCGACAAGACAGGCACGCUGACCCAGAACCGCAUGACCGUGGCCCACAUGUGGUUCGACAACCAGAUCCACGAAGCGGACACCACAGAGGACCAGACUGGUUUUGGUUUUGACAAGACCUCUGCUACUUGGACUUCUCUGUCUCGUGUGGCUGGCCUGUGCAACAGAGCUGAUUUCAAAGGCGGACAGGAGGAAUUUCCCAUCCUGAUGAGGGAGACAGCGGGGGAUGCAUCAGAAUCAGCUCUGUUGAAAUGCAUCGAGCUGUGCUGUGGGAGUGUUCGGGAAAUGAGAGCUAGAAAUCUCAAAGUGGCAGAGAUCCCCUUCAACUCCACCAACAAAUACCAGCUCUCUGUCCAUGAAGUGGAGGACAAUCCCUCUGGUCAUAUUCUGGUCAUGAAGGGAGCGCCGGAGAGAAUCUUGGAGAGGUGCAGUAGGAUUAUGAUCCACGGCCAGGAGCUGCCACUUGAUGAAACCUGGAGAGAGGCUUUCCAGAAUGCCUACAUGGAGCUGGGAGGACUGGGAGAGAGAGUGCUAGGCUUCUGCCACACAAAUCUGUCUUCCACCCAGUUCCCUCGAGGAUUCAACUUCGACAGCGAAGAAACAAACUUCCCCAUCGAGCAGCUCUGCUUCCUGGGUCUCAUCUCCAUGAUUGAUCCGCCGCGUGCCGCUGUGCCUGACGCAGUGGGUAAAUGCCGCUCUGCCGGUAUCAAGGUGAUCAUGGUGACAGGGGACCACCCAAUCACGGCCAAAGCCAUUGCUAAAGGUGUGGGCAUCAUCUCCGAGGGCAACGAGACAGUUGAUGACAUCGCCGAGAGACUCAAUAUCCCUUUGAGCCAAGUCAACCCCAGGGAUGCCAAGGCUUGCGUGGUGCACGGCGCAGACCUAAAGGACAUGAGCCGCGAGUACCUGGACGACCUGCUGAGGAACCACACUGAGAUAGUGUUUGCUCGCACCUCUCCACAGCAGAAGCUCAUCAUAGUGGAGGGCUGCCAGAGACAGGGGGCGAUCGUGGCCGUGACAGGCGACGGCGUGAAUGACUCCCCGGCCUUAAAGAAAGCCGACAUCGGCGUUGCCAUGGGGAUCGCCGGCUCCGAUGUGUCCAAGCAGGCAGCUGACAUGAUCCUGCUGGACGACAACUUUGCCUCCAUCGUCACCGGAGUGGAGGAGGGUCGUCUCAUCUUUGACAACCUGAAGAAGUCCAUUGCAUACACGCUGACCAGUAACAUCCCAGAGAUCUCGCCCUUCCUCCUCUUCAUCUGUGCUAGUGUUCCUCUUCCGCUGGGAACUGUCACCAUCCUCUGCAUCGACCUGGGCACUGACAUGGUUCCGGCCAUCUCAUUGGCUUAUGAGACAGCUGAGAGUGACAUCAUGAAACGCCAACCAAGGAAUCCCAAAACAGACAAGCUGGUCAAUGAACGCCUCAUCAGCAUGGCAUACGGGCAGAUAGGGAUGAUCCAGGCUCUUGCUGGUUUUUUCACCUAUUUUGUGAUUUUGGCUGAGAACGGCUUCCUCCCGAAGAACCUUGUGGGCAUCCGCAUCAGGUGGGACGACCGCGAAGUAAAUGAUGUGGAGGACAGCUAUGGGCAGGAGUGGACCUAUGAGCAGAGGAAGAUCAUUGAAUUCACCUGCCACACCUCCUUCUUCAUCAGCAUCGUUGUCGUGCAGUGGGCUGAUGUUAUCAUCUGCAAGACCAGGAGGAACUCCCUCUUUCAGCAGGGCAUGAAGAACAGGAUCCUGAUCUUUGGUCUGUUUGUUGAGACUGCUCUGGCUGCCUUCCUCUCCUACUGCCCUGGAAUGGACAUUGCCCUGCGCAUGUACCCCCUAAAGCCCCUGUGGUGGUUCUGUGCCUUCCCAUACAGUCUUCUCAUCUUCAUUUAUGAUGAGGUCCGUAAAUUAAUUCUGAGGAGGAGCCCCGGAGGUUGGGUGGAGAAGGAGACAUAUUAUUAAUAUUCAGAAAAUAAAACAUUUCCAGCAAAACAAUGGUAAUGUAUACCUGUGUGCCUUAUAUAAACUGUUCCCAAAGUGACAUAUCAUGGCCUGCAGGCUCUAAAGGAAUACCAAAGUCGUUCAUCGUGUGUAAUGUACCAAAUAAAAAUGUAUUCCAAAAUA
Molecule: messenger RNA, 2844 nt
Organism: Perca fluviatilis (European perch)
Lineage: Eukaryota; Metazoa; Chordata; Actinopteri; Perciformes; Percidae
Product: sodium/potassium-transporting ATPase subunit alpha-2-like
Exons: 21
Coding region: 85-2682 (865 amino acids)
Biological process (GO): sodium ion export across plasma membrane; proton transmembrane transport; potassium ion import across plasma membrane
Cellular component (GO): membrane
Molecular function (GO): ATP hydrolysis activity; P-type sodium:potassium-exchanging transporter activity; ATP binding
Source: RefSeq, a predicted model, not a curated record